Rhopalosiphum padi (bird cherry-oat aphid) is the source of this 2032-nucleotide messenger RNA. RefSeq names its product receptor expression-enhancing protein 1-like. Gene Ontology annotation, biological process: endoplasmic reticulum tubular network organization. Gene Ontology annotation, cellular component: endoplasmic reticulum membrane; cytoplasmic microtubule; endoplasmic reticulum tubular network. The record is from RefSeq and is a predicted model, not a curated record. Gene Ontology annotation, molecular function: microtubule binding. The transcript is spliced from 6 exons. NCBI's taxonomy places the organism in Eukaryota, Metazoa, Arthropoda, Insecta, Hemiptera, Aphididae. Bases 450 to 1136 code for a protein of 228 amino acids.
AGACCUUACUCUGAGAGUUAAAGGUCUAUGACCAAAACAAUAGCAGCCUGUGAUAGCUAAUCAUAGCCAAUAAGAAUAUUAUAUUUUUUUUCUUCGAGACAAAUUACAUUUGUUAGUAGACCGUGAUCGUUCAUUAUGUUUUGAAAUCCGUUGCCUUAUAUAGUAAUAGAAACGUAUAGGAUGAAGGAAUUAUUAUGUAAUAGGUAGUAGCAUAAAAUAAUGUGUCACAAUUUGAUUUCUUGAUCCUAAGCAACAAUAAAUUAACAAUAAACUGCUUAAAUGUAAAAAAAUAAAAAAAAUGAAUUCGAACAACUCGUAAAAUUAGGCAGGUCCAUUUUAAACAGGAAAUAGACCAUGUUCCUCUCUAAAAUAGUCAACAAAUAAUCAGCAAACAGUUAAUAAUCCAUGUAUAAAUUUUCAUUUUAAAUUAUUCAAUCGAUUUGUACAAUAUGAUUCCAGGAGCUGUGUGCAAAGCAUUAACACUUUUAUUUGGUGUAAUGUAUCCAGCAUAUGCAUCAUACAAGACAGUGAAAAACAAAAAUGUGAAAAAUUAUGUUAAGUGGAUGAUGUAUUGGAUAGUUUUUGCAGCAUUUAUUUGUAUCGAAAGCUUAACUGAUAUAUUUCUUGAAUUUUGGUUUCCAUUUUAUUAUGAUAUUAAAUUACUUGUGCUAUUGUGGAUUUCAUGUCCAUUUACAAAAGGUUCAACGAUUUUAUACAAACAACUAGUACAUCCAACUUUAUUGAAAAAGGAAACGGAUAUUGAUGAAUUUUUAAUCAAUGUUAAAUCACGUACCUACAAUGCUCUAGCUUCAACUGCUAAACAAACCUUUCAAAUGACAGCUGCAAUUGUAGCCCAGCACACAGUAGUUGGACGUAUGCCAAUGAUUCUUCAACAAAUGGUUAAAUUGGAUGAUGAUUGUUUACCUCAACAGCCAGCAGCUGUCAUAAGAAAAGUAAAAAAAAAGAAGCCUACAACUAUUAUUAUAGAAGAUUCUGUGUCAGAUUCUUCCAUUGACUCAUUGCCAAUAGAAUCUACUAUUGUGGUCGAAGAUGUGCCUAUUCAAAGACCUAAACGUACAAAAGUGCAAUAUCAACAAAAAUCUAGUAAUAUCAAUAAAUACAAGGCAGUAUUUUAAAAUAACUAUACUAUGUUCCAUUACAAAAACAUCUUGUCAUUUCUCAUUAUAAUAAAGCUUAAUUAUGUAUCAAAAAUACAUCAUAAAUAAUAAUCUAUGACAACAUUGCACUGUUUUUUGUUUUAUUUUCACUUCCACAAGUUUUAAGUUUGUAAUCACUAUAAUUUUUCGAUUUUUUUUCUUUAAUUAUUAGUUUAGUUAACGCAUUUUACUUAUUGUUAACAACAAUUUACAUUUUUAAUGUUGAACAAAAUAAUGUCUUAAUAUAGUAGAAACCUAUCCUUUUAUAAUUUACCAUAUUCUUAAUAAUUGUUAAACAUUUACUAAUUUAGUUAAGUAUACGAUGUAAUUUUUGACAAAUAAUUAAUAAAUAGAAAGACAAAUAUAAAAGACUAACAAAUAAAAGGGUAUAUAAACAAUAAACAUAUUAUGUUGCUCACACUACAGUUGUUUCCUUAUAUAACGGUGCUACUUAUAAGUUAAUUUAUAUUUAAAAAUAGUCUUUAAUUUAGGUAAUUUUAUCUCAUUUAUGAAUAUUGAGAAAUAUUUAACUAAUUAAAUUGUUUUUCCAUCAAGUAUUAUUUGAAAUCUCCUUUAUACCUAGUAUUAUUUUGAAAUUUUGAAAACUAUUAUUUAAGAAUACAUUUUGUAAAAAUUAUUUUUAUUUUUGAAAGUAUUAUCUUACAAAUAACAUGUUUUUUUUUUGUUCUAGUCACAAACACAAUCACAAUUUAAAUAUUAUAUAUAAUUUGUAUUGAGACUUAAAUUAUAUCAUUUACAUUAGAUAUUUAGUAUUUAUAGAUAAAAUCAAGCGUUAUUGUUAUUGUUACUGAUUUGUAUAUUUUAUUAAUAUAUUCAUAUUUAUUAUGGUAAUAAAAUAUUUUGUUAAUACUUUA